Molecule: messenger RNA, 2094 nt
Organism: Nematolebias whitei (Rio pearlfish)
Lineage: Eukaryota; Metazoa; Chordata; Actinopteri; Cyprinodontiformes; Rivulidae
Gene: ppp6r3
Product: protein phosphatase 6, regulatory subunit 3
Exons: 16
Coding region: 367-2094 (575 amino acids)
Cellular component (GO): nucleus; cytosol
Molecular function (GO): protein phosphatase regulator activity; protein phosphatase binding
Source: RefSeq, a predicted model, not a curated record
ACAGACGCUGCAGCUGCGGUGGGGGAAGGGGUCGCUCAAGUUGACGGGACCGCCAUCUUGAAAAGUACACUCGGCUAUCCAACCGUUUCGCGCCUGACAGAAUCAGUUUUAAACGCUUUAUUUUCCUUGCGGGGAUUUUUUUUGUCCUGUUUCUGCGUUCGUUUUUUAAGGCCCAGUGCUAAUGGCGGGAUAAACCACAUAACCAAGACCCGGCUCUCCCCGCUGUCAGUCGUUUUUUCUGUUCCUGGUGUCUCCUGCUCGUUCAUCUGCUUACCCUGGAAUGGGCCACAACUCUGAAGGACUAGAUCACAUCUCUUUAUAAUCUGAGCUCCACUGUCUGGACUCCAACUCAAACAAAGAGCCAACAUGUUUUGGAAAUUUGACCUCCACACCACGUCCCACAUUGACACGCUUCUAGAGAAGGAAGAUGUGACUCUCACAGAGGUGAUGGACGAGGACGACGUCUUGCAGGAGUGCAAGGCUCAGAACCACAAGUUGGUUGACUUCCUGUUGAGACCGCAGUGCAUGGAGGACCUGGUCACCUUCAUCACACAGGAGCCUAGUGCUGAUGUUGAAGAGAAGGUUAAAUACAAGUAUCCCAAUAUUUCAUGCGAGCUGUUAACAUCAGAUGUGAGCCAGAUUAAUGACAGACUGGGAGAAGAUGAGAAUCUGCUCAUGAAGCUCUACGGUUUCCUCAAAAAUAAUCCACCUCUCAAUCCACUCCUAGCCAGCUUUUUCUCCAAAGUCCUGUCAAUUCUUAUUGGACGCAAGCCUGACCAGAUAGUGAAUUUUCUGAGGAAGAGGGAGGACUUUGUAGAUUUGAUGAUCAAACACAUCGGGACAUCGGCCAUCAUGGACCUGUUGCUUCGAAUGCUCACGUGCAUUGAACCACAGCAGCUGCGACAGGAUGUUUUAAACUGGCUGAACGAGGAGAAGGUGAUUCAGAGACUAGUCGACAUGGUACAGCCUUCUCAAGAUGAAGAUAAACACUCGAAUGCUUCUCAGUCCUUGUGUGAGAUCAUCAGACUGAGCAGAGACCAGAUGUUUCAGGUCCAAGGUUACUCAGACCCUGACCCUCUGCUGGCCACACUUGAGAAGCAGGAGACGGUGGAGCAGCUGCUCUCUAAUAUUUUUGAAAAGGAGAAGAAUGAGUCUGCAAUUGUCAGUGUGAUUCAGAUUCUGCUCACCUUGUUUGAAACAAGAAGACCAGCGUUCGAGGGUCAUAUGGAAGGUCCUCCUGGGAUGUCCCACUCUUCAUUCUCAGUCAACCACAGCAUCCUGGAGGCUGUGAGACCUCGUCUCAAAGACUUUCACCAGCUGCUACUUGAACCCCCCAUGAAAAUUGUUAUGAAAACUACUUGGGGUGUGCUCGACCCACCCGUGGGCAACACUAGGCUGAACGUGGUCCGACUAGUCGCGAGUCUGUUGCAGUGCAACACUCACAGCAUCAACACAGAACUCAUAAACCUCAACACACUGGGAAUUGUACUAGAUAUGUAUUUCAAAUACAUCUGGAACAACUUCCUCCAUAUUCAGGUGGAAAUCUGCACCGCAAUGAUUCUAGCGAUGCCUCCUGCUCCCGUAGAAAGCCAAGCAGAGGGAGAGCAACACGUGAGAGAGAGCGCUCUCAUCCAACAUCUCUUUCAGAAGUGCCAGUUAAUCCAAAGAAUCGUUGACGCCUGGCACUCCAAUGAAAAAGAGCAGGCAGAAGGCGGUCGGCGACGAGGCUACAUGGGUCACCUCACCAGAAUAGCCAACUCUAUAGUUCAUAACAGUGAGAAAGGCCCGAACGGACCGCAGAUCCAGCAGCUCCUCUCUGAACUACCCUCAGAGGCCAGAGAGAAGUGGGAGGCGUUAAUUUCUGGGCAGCUUGCCGACACAAACAAACGAAACACCGUCGACCUGGUGAACACGCAUCACAUCCAUUCUUCCAGCGAUGAUGAGGUGGACUUUAAAGAUGGUGGUUUUCACCAAGACUCCUCGCUUCAACAGGCCUUUUCUGAUUAUCAGAUGCAACAAAUGACGUCCAAUUUUAUUGAGCAGUUCGGCUUCAAUGAUGAAGAGUUUGCUGACCAGGACGACGUUGUGGAGUGA